This is a messenger RNA of Pleurotus ostreatus (oyster mushroom), 888 nucleotides long. RefSeq lists its product as uncharacterized. The record is from RefSeq and is a predicted model, not a curated record. The transcript has 6 exons. The coding region runs from base 1 to 888 and encodes 295 amino acids. Lineage: Eukaryota; Fungi; Basidiomycota; Agaricomycetes; Agaricales; Pleurotaceae.
AUGACGAAUGUUCAACAAAGCAAACACCGUAAAGCGGCUGCUUCAUACUAUGAAAAGAACAAGGAUGCGCUUCGUGAAAAAGCUCGCUUACGAAUGCGCCGCCUCCGCGCAAGUGACACUUCCAAGGACGAAACAGUGGCAGCCAAUGCAGCCGCGUCCAAGCGUGCCUCACAGGCAAAAUACCAUGAAAGUCGACGUGAAAUUCUUUGCGCAAAAGAAGCACGCCGGCGUGUUAGCAAAAAAGUGCUGGCCGGUAUCAUGGCCCUCUUUCCCCCGGCUGAUCAUGUCGACGCUGAAGAAGAUAAUGAAUGCAGCGAAGUUAGCGAUAUUGGGUAUUUGGGCAAUGGAAACCCAUCGGACACAGACAACGAAAGCGAGGCCAAAAUCAAAGCAGAAGCGAAGACGCCCCCGAUAGUUCCGAAGAUUCUGUGUGUCGACGGAAGGGAACAUGGCCAACAAACAAGUUUCAAACAAGCUUCGCUCCCGUCGCCUGCGCCACUGACUCCCGUAGGGCAUGCGGAUCCCUUCCCGAAGCUAAACCUACGUGUCCCCCAUCGCUUGCCACCCAUGCCCCCGCCCGAUCCACAUUCCUCAGCUUACACCCGACUCCGAAAACGCAAGCGGCACACCAGUCCCACUGCGCACGAUGUUCUACCUCCAGCAAUUCGCCCCCGGACGGUUGUGGAAAUCGAAGGGCCAGAUGUUCAGGAUGAGCUGGACGUCGAGAACGAUUCGGAUGUUCCGAGUGAACCAGAUGUCGAGAACGACCCAGACACCGAGGACCCAGACACCGAGGACAAUACAACCGAGUUAGACAGCAGGUCUGCAGAGUCGGAAACAGACACUGAAGAAGAAGAUAGUCAUUUCGCGCCCGACCACUAUGUGUAA